CCAAAUAGUAAAUAAUAAAUUAAUAAGUCACAUAAGAGUGAUAAAUUUAUUUACAAUAAAAAAUUUCUUAUAAAUAAAAUGAAUCCGAGAAGAAAUAUUUUGAUAGGAGAUCCUCAGGCGAGGAUUAAGCAGGCUGUUGACAGUGCAGCAGCAGUUGAAGUUAAAUUUGCUGUGGAACCUAUGAGAUAUUAUCGCUCGGGAAUUGAAAUGAUUAGACAAGCUACUAUUUAUCGAGUUGAAGGUGAUAUAGAAGCUGCUUUCCAUUUAUAUUUAAAAUUUUUAACAAUAUUUAUAGAAAAAAUAGACAAGCACCCGCAGUAUAACACAAUCAACAAGGGCCCGGUAAAAACAGAAAUAAAAGAACUCCUCCGUGAAACUCUGCCAAUCGUAGAAAGUCUAAAGCAACAGUUGCUUGAAAAAUAUAAUUCAGAUGCGAAAAAAUAUCAUGAAGAAAAAGAACGACUGGAAACUGUUGCUGAGAAACCUGUUGAGGAAAAAAUAAGUGUUCAAAUACCAGACGACUCAGAAAAAGACAAAAAGGGUCUUAGAGACAUUAUUGUCCCUACGAAAAUCAUCAAAGAAUUUUUGACUCUAGCUUACGUUAAUACUGCCAGCAAUAAAGAGACUUGUGGAAUUUUAGCUGGAAGAUUGCAGCUAAAUAGACUUACUAUUACUCAUUUGCUAAUUCCAAAGCAAAGUGGCUCCUCUGAUUCCUGUUCUACCCAAAGUGAGGAAAAAAUCUUUGAGUAUCAGGACCAACAUGACCUUAUUACUCUCGGGUGGAUACAUACUCAUCCGACUCAAACAGCAUUUUUGUCCAGUGUAGAUCUUCACACGCAUUGCGCCUAUCAAUUUAUGAUGUCUGAAGCGAUUGCAAUUGUUUGCGCGCCUAAAUGUGAAGAGACUGGAUAUUUUACUCUGACCGAGCACGGAUUAAAUUUCAUAUCGCGGUGUCGCGAGUCUGGAUUUCAUCCUCAUCCUAACGAAAAAUCUCUUUAUACGCACGCACAGCAUUGUAAAUUUGAAUCAACGGCUGACGUUAAAGUCAUUGAUCUACGCGCUAAAUAAUCAAUUAAUUAUAUUAAUAUUAAUAUAAGUAGAAAUCCAAAGCUUUAACAUUUUUAUUUUCAUUCCACGGUAGAUUAUUAUUAUUAUUAAUUAUUAUAUAUAUAUUUAUGCAUAUAUGUGGGACUAUUGCGAAUCAAAUGCGAGAGUAAUUU
This is a messenger RNA of Cotesia glomerata, 1220 nucleotides long. Its product is annotated as STAM-binding protein-like A. Gene Ontology annotation, cellular component: membrane; endosome. The record is from RefSeq and is a predicted model, not a curated record. NCBI's taxonomy places the organism in Eukaryota, Metazoa, Arthropoda, Insecta, Hymenoptera, Braconidae. Gene Ontology annotation, biological process: protein K63-linked deubiquitination. The coding region runs from base 79 to 1068 and encodes 329 amino acids. The transcript has 8 exons. Gene Ontology annotation, molecular function: K63-linked deubiquitinase activity; metal-dependent deubiquitinase activity; protein binding.